GCAAUAUUCUCGGAUACAUUCUGAUCUUUUCCUCAGUAUGUAGGUCCAAGAUUGAGAAAAGAGACACAUGAAAAUUAUUAUUGUAUUUUGCAAACAAAAUUCUGUAUUUAGUUAAAAUUGUCCGAUAAUAUCCCAAAUUAUGACUCUUUGAGAAAUAUAAGAAAUAUGGCUUCAUCAAUGAAAAGUAAUAUAGCCCUGAGUCUAUCAUACACACGUGAUCCGGCAGCAAAGGUUCGAGAAUUGUGCAAUCAUGCGAGUCAAGUGGAAGCAGAACCUGCAGUUCCUGCUAGACGAUACCUUAGGUCUGGUCUUGAAAUGUUGAGAAUGGCAAAGGUGUACAAAGAUGAAGGAGAAUAUGAAAGUGCAUUCAUACUCUACAUGAAAUUUAUCACAUUAUUUGUAGAGAAGUUACCUAAGCACCCAGGAUACAAAGACGCACCUCAGAAUGAAGUUGCAAAUAUAAGACAGAAAGUAAAGCAAGUAUUCCCAGUAGCCGAGGAACUGAAAGGAAAGCUAACAGUACGAUAUACUGAGAUAGAAAACAAGAGACAGGAGGAAGAAAGAAAGAAAGCAGAGGAGAUUGCAAAAGAACAGGAAAAAUUCCGUUUGGAAGAAGAAAUACGCAGAAAGGAAGAGGAAGAACGUAGUAGGAAGUUAAGAGAGCAGUCAGAAGAAUUAUGGCUAAAAGAACAGGAAGAGAAAUUCCGUCAGCUUCAGGAACGGGAAAAAGAAAAGCAAAAGGACAAGGAUAGAAGGGAUCCAAAUAUUUUAAUUGAUGAUCUGGGAGAUAAUAGGCCAUCAUCGGGAUUGAAUAACGAGAAGGGAAGAGUGCCAUCUGGAAGCUUGAGUUUUGUACCAAAUGAUUUACGACAAGGUCAGAGACCAAAAUUAGAGAAGAAUUUGUCACAAGAUUACACACCACAUAUACAAGACAGACCAGAAAUUGAUAGAUCAACAAAACCACUAGUGGACCAAUUUGCUAGCACCACCAACUAUGGAGGAAAUAAAUAUGGUUUAAAAGAUGUAGUAGUUCCGAGAGAUAUUGUUAUAAAGUUUAUGAAUAUUGCAGAGCAGAAUACUAGGAAAAACGUUGAAACCUGUGGAAUUUUAUCUGGCAAGAUGGAACGUGGAGCGUUCUUUAUCACCCAUGUGCUGGUACCAAAACAGACAGGGACACCAGACAGUUGUAAUGCAGAAAAUGAGGAAGAUCUGUUUGAAUUUCAAGACAGCAAUGAUCUACUGUCUCUAGGAUGGAUACAUACACAUCCCACUCAGACAGCGUUUUUAUCGAGUGUAGAUCUUCAUACACAAUAUCCCUACCAGCAACUGAUGCCAGAGGCUAUUGCGAUAGUUGUCUCUCCAAAAUUUAAUGAAACGGGUGUUUUCAUGUUGACGCCAGACAUAGGUUUACCAGAAGUAGCUAAAUGUAGUAAAAGAGGGCACCAUGAACACACAAAACAUCCACCUGUAUUUGAGACAUGCUCCCAUGCAAGAUUUGUUGAUGAUAAAAAUAUAGUUUUAGUGGAUCUGAGGACCAAAUGAAUUGAACAAUUAUAAACAAAUGAUUCUGUAGAUUUCCUUGUCAGAUUAGAAGAGACUGUGAAUGUAAGGAGAGGGCAGUAACAAAGAAAUGUUUGAUAUAAAAUAUUGAUGACUUUACAAUUGUUAGAAAUUUUGGCUAUGAAUAUUAUAGUGUUUUUUUUUAUUGUAAUUUUAUAACAUUAAGUUGUUGUGUUUUUUUUUUUUGCAAGAUUCAAGUUUUAAAUUUUGAUGAUUGUUAAAAUAUAUUUUUACAAACCUGAUUUUGUUUUAAUUCGUUACAAUUUAAAAGAAAAGUAAUAUUAAUUUUCUUUCAUGUCAUGUAUAGUAUCUAUCAGUCUAAUAUACACAUUAUAUUUUCUCGGAAAUUUGGCAAUUUCUUUAUACAGUGACCUAGCAGUCUGACCAGUUACAAAUUCAUGACAUUUGCUGUAGAAAAAUUUUUCAAAUAUCUUUUAUAUUUUGAAAGAGGUUUUCUACAAUUAAAUCUUAAUAGUGUGUCAUAACAGCUGUUAGAAAUCGUAUAGUCUUUUAUAACAUGAAACAUUGAUAUAAUGAAGUUUGUUUUCAUGUUAACUAUAUGUAUCAACCAAUUCUAACUUUUUGCUCUCCUGCCAUGCAAAAUACUGGGAACUUUUAGAAACACCCUG
Ruditapes philippinarum (Manila clam) is the source of this 2189-nucleotide messenger RNA. RefSeq names its product STAM-binding protein-like. Gene Ontology annotation, cellular component: membrane; endosome. Gene Ontology annotation, biological process: protein K63-linked deubiquitination. Gene Ontology annotation, molecular function: K63-linked deubiquitinase activity; metal-dependent deubiquitinase activity; protein binding. NCBI's taxonomy places the organism in Eukaryota, Metazoa, Mollusca, Bivalvia, Venerida, Veneridae. The coding region runs from base 166 to 1542 and encodes 458 amino acids. The record is from RefSeq and is a predicted model, not a curated record. The transcript has 10 exons.